Molecule: messenger RNA, 2037 nt
Organism: Liolophura sinensis
Lineage: Eukaryota; Metazoa; Mollusca; Polyplacophora; Chitonida; Chitonidae
Product: glucokinase regulatory protein-like
Exons: 20
Coding region: 103-1800 (565 amino acids)
Biological process (GO): negative regulation of glucokinase activity; glucose homeostasis; response to fructose
Cellular component (GO): nucleoplasm; cytosol
Molecular function (GO): carbohydrate binding; fructose-6-phosphate binding; enzyme inhibitor activity
Source: RefSeq, a predicted model, not a curated record
CUAUUUUGUGGAUGACAGUUCGCCGCAUUCAGAGUGGAAAUUUAAAGAUAUCAACGGUUGGAUUUCAUGGAAAGAGUUGGAAUAGUUUUGGUCUGAUGAAAAAUGAGUCAACCAAUCACUGAGCGUCAAAACCCCCUGACCUCGAACAUUGAUAUAGCCAGUCCUCAAGAUUUUGUCCACCUUCUUGAGAACUGUGAUAUGCAGAUGUUUGGAGGAUAUGAAAAUGCUGAGGGAUUACAGAGCCAGCAAAUCUUAUCCACAGUGGAAGAGAUAUCCAGUGUAGCGGCAUCUAUACUACAGGGUGGGGAUAAUGGCCUUAUCGUGUUCAGUGGUUGUGGCACAUCUGGCAGGAUAGGCUUUAUGACAUCAAGAACAUUUGGAAGACAGCUUGAAAACAGUGGAAGGUCGAAUUGUUACCAGUACAUCAUUGCUGGAGGUGACAAGGCGCUGCUGACCUCACAGGAACUGUAUGAGGAUGACCCGACUCAUGGAGCUCAUAUGCUGACACAGGUGUGUGCAGGUAAGAAGCAAGUGCUGUAUAUCGGAAUCACCUGUGGAUUGUCUGCCCCUUUUGUUGCCGGGCAACUGGAGCACUGUUUACAACACCUGGAUACCUUCACACCUGUGCUGCUUGGCUUUAAUCACAUCCAUCAGGCCAGGAAUAAAUCUAUUGAGAAAUGGGAUAAAACUUUCUUGCAAGUUGCCAAAGGAUUGUCAGAUGCCAGCCAUGAGGGUAAAGCCUUUAUUCUCAACCCCAUCAUUGGACCUGAACCCAUCACAGGUUCCAGUCGUAUGAAGGGAGGAUCUGCCACAAAGAUCUUACUAGAUGUCAUUUGUACCUGUGCUCAUCUGAAGGCAUUCCAUCCACAAGAGGUCUGCAGUGUGUCUGACCUCAUCUGCCAAUACAAGACUGUGAUUGGAUGUGUGUACAAGAAAGGUCACGACCUCAGUCAGCUGGUGCGAGCUGGAGGUCAGAGCCUCCAGAGCGGUGGCCAUAUAUACUACCUGGGGGAAGAUACCUGUGGAAUUCUGGGACUGGUGGAUGCUUCUGAAUGUCGACCCACUUUUGGGGCAGCCUUGGACGAUGUUCGGGGUUUUGUGGAUGGAGGUUUUGUUACCCUUGGCAACAACGAUGGAGACCUUUCCCAACUGGGUGAAGAAUAUCAUAUUUCGACAACUGACUUCCAGAGAGAGAUAUUUUCAUCACUUACAGACAGAGAUCUUGUCAUCUACUGCAAUCCAGAUAUGAAGGCUUCAGUCCCCUCCAGCUGUGCCAAGACGGCCAUUGUCAGAAUUGUUGGCGAAGCAGAUCGUCCUUGCUCGAUGUCUGAAGGAGCUGACAUUUCUGUCAAUAUCUGUGUCCCUUCAUCUUUCUGUCCAUCUGUUCGGGAGCUUGCUGUAAAAUUGGUUUACAAUGCUGUGUCAACGGGAGCUCAUAUUAUCAGUGGGAAAGUCUUCAACAAUCUGAUGGUGGAUGUGAGAAUCAGCAACAACAAACUGUAUCACCGUGGGAUUAGCAUUAUACAGACGUUUGGGAAGUGUUCCACAGCCAAAGCUGAAGAGUUUCUGUUAAGAAGCAUAUACAACUGUGACCUCUUGACCUCUGAUCAGAAGUCUGCCAGCAUCAUGGCUCACAUUCAACAUGCCUGUCCACAACCCAAGAUCAUCCCUGUGGCUCUGAUUCAGGCCUUUACUGACUGUGGUGUGCAAGAAGCUAAAGAGAGACUAGCCAGCUCACCUGUCAUCAGAACUGCUAUUCUGCAGGUCAUGACUGACCACCGGUCAACUGAAAACUCCUAGAACAUCUGUCAAUGAUGACCCUGACUAGAUCUAUGGUGCAUCACAGCCUGUGACUACUCUAUGACAGCCUGGCCUCAGGGUCAUUUCAAUCAUUAAAUUUGGUAUGUUCCUUUCUAUCAUUUUGGUUGAACUUUGUUGCACAAUAACUUACCCAGAAUUCAUGUUAUGAAACAAUAUUUCGACCUUGUCAAAUGAGCAAUAAGAGUUUUAAACUUUUGACUCAAGUCUAAGAUUGCU